ACCCUGCUCAGUCUUGGAAGCUGUGUGCAACAAUAACACAACAAGCCAACAACAACUCAGCCGGAUUCCUAUACAACGAUGAUUUUCAUCAUUCCUUUUCUCGUUUUACUUUUCCAGGUGGCCCAUUGUGGGCCCCUCGCAGAGCCACGCACGUUUUGCGAUAACGGUAUAGCGGAUGAUCUGCCCCCUGUUGAGAGCGAGUGCCGCCAAGUUAUCGAUGCAUUCAAUCACCAUGAUUCCACUGGCUAUAUUACGGUCGAGGGCAAUACCAGCCUCGUGAUCAGCAGAGGCCGUUGCACAGGCGGACUGACCAACGUGUCCGGUUCUACAUACGCAGUCAACGCAGAUGCGCUCACAAUCAUCAUGAAGAAUUACAUUUUCGACCGCUGCAUUCUCAAUAAGCAAUGGGGAUUUUACGCAACCAACAAGUAUACCAUCCAGCUGGUGUCUGUGCUCUUUGAAGACUACUUCGAGGACGGAGAACAGGAACCCUAGGACGACCUACUUGACGACCGAGACCAUUGUGCUGGGACCAAACCCCUGCUGCAAGGCCUGACGCAAUUCAUACCAUAAUCCCGCUGGCUGGGACUCUGUGGUACCGUCAGCAUGAAGCAUCUAAGAUGGCGUGUACGGUCUCCCGACGAACAAGUCACGUCCAACAUUCAGGGCUGGGUAGUGGGGCAUGUUAGCAGGCUUUGCUAGACUGGUUUAGAGACAUGGACAGUAAAGGACAGAGAAAAAUAUCAUAUGAUUUGCGG
Chaetomium fimeti is the source of this 758-nucleotide messenger RNA. RefSeq lists its product as uncharacterized. The record is from RefSeq and is a predicted model, not a curated record. The transcript has 2 exons. Lineage: Eukaryota; Fungi; Ascomycota; Sordariomycetes; Sordariales; Chaetomiaceae. The coding region runs from base 79 to 495 and encodes 138 amino acids.